Molecule: messenger RNA, 741 nt
Organism: Batrachochytrium dendrobatidis JAM81
Lineage: Eukaryota; Fungi; Chytridiomycota; Chytridiomycetes; Rhizophydiales
Exons: 2
Coding region: 1-741 (246 amino acids)
Source: RefSeq, a predicted model, not a curated record
AUGAACAAAGGAUGCGAGUUUCGUUUCAAAAAGAUGUCGUUCAAACAAAGUUUACCUAUUCACAUUAGAUUUCAAGUGUAUCAAUUAGCGAAACUACGAGUGCUUCAAUUUUACUACGACUCUAUUGAUUAUUCCAUUGACAAAAGUGAUUAUCAGUACUGUAUGAUGGACACUGAUUCAGCUUACAUUGCUAUAUCUGAUGAAUCGUUAGAAGUCAUAAAACCAAGCUUAAAAGAUGAAUUUAAAAAGAAUCGGCAUCUGUGGUUGGGAAGAGACGAUACCAUUGAGAAUAAGGUGUAUGACAGCAGAACACCGGGUCUGUUCAAGUUGGAAUAUGAAGGAAACUGUAUUAUAUCAUUGGCCAGUAAAAUGUACUAUUGUGAUGAAAACAAAUUCAGUUCAAAAGGGAUUAACAAGAAACAAAAUGAAAUCACAAAACAAAAGUAUGUGGAUGCUUUAAAAGGCAAGCAUUUCGUAGAGGAUAUGAGCCAAAAUAUAGUCAGUAUAUAUAAGGUCAUCAGUGGUAAUGGCUAUUCGUACUUUAUUGCAGAUGAUGAUGGUAAUAUUCUUCCAAAGGCAUACAAAUACUAUGAACUACAACGUAUUGAAUCUACCCAACGGUUUCAUACAGAAUCUAGACAGAGAGAACCACGAAUGACAAAUAAGGAGCGUCGAAAUAAAAGAGAAUUGGAAGAAUUGGGUAGAAUUAGAGGUCCAGCUCAUAAAAACGGAGAACAUUAA